UCCAAACACGAAAGAAAAUAUCCAAACCCUAGUUUUUUCAAUUUACCCGCAAAAAAUCAAUUUUAAUGGCUCCCAAGGCAGAGAAGAAACCUGCUGAGAAGAAGCCAGCCGAGGAGAAGAAAACUUCGGUGGCAGAGAAGGCACCAGCUGAGAAGAAGCCUAAGGCCGGAAAGAAGUUGCCGAAGGAGGCCGCGGCCGGAGACAAGAAGAAGAAGCGCGUGAAGAAGAGUACUGAGACAUACAAGAUCUACAUCUUCAAAGUCCUGAAACAAGUCCACCCUGAUAUCGGAAUCUCUUCAAAAGCUAUGGGAAUCAUGAACAGUUUCAUCAACGAUAUCUUCGAGAAGCUUGCUCAAGAAGCCUCCAGGUUGGCAAGGUACAACAAAAAGCCCACUAUUACUUCUCGGGAAAUUCAGACAGCUGUGAGACUUGUACUUCCUGGCGAGCUGGCUAAGCACGCUGUUUCUGAGGGUACCAAGGCCGUAACCAAGUUCACUUCAUCUUGAAGGAAUUUAUAUCAAUUUAAUUGAUACUGUGUGUCUGUGUAGCUAAGUAGGGUUAGGAAUUUAAUUUUAGUAGAU
Pistacia vera is the source of this 581-nucleotide messenger RNA. RefSeq names its product histone H2B. Gene Ontology annotation, cellular component: nucleosome. The transcript has a single exon. NCBI's taxonomy places the organism in Eukaryota, Viridiplantae, Streptophyta, Magnoliopsida, Sapindales, Anacardiaceae. Gene Ontology annotation, biological process: nucleosome assembly. Bases 66 to 506 code for a protein of 146 amino acids. The record is from RefSeq and is a predicted model, not a curated record. Gene Ontology annotation, molecular function: DNA binding; structural constituent of chromatin; protein heterodimerization activity.